Molecule: messenger RNA, 2614 nt
Organism: Eucalyptus grandis
Lineage: Eukaryota; Viridiplantae; Streptophyta; Magnoliopsida; Myrtales; Myrtaceae
Product: receptor protein kinase-like protein ZAR1
Biological process (GO): protein phosphorylation
Molecular function (GO): protein kinase activity; ATP binding; protein binding
Source: RefSeq, a predicted model, not a curated record
UUCUCGAGCACCCACGUUCUCUCUCUCUCUUCUCCCCACCUCGUAAUCCACCAGCCUCUGAUUACACGUUCAAAAUCCAACCACUACCCUCCAAAAUCCUCCCCCUCUCCCCCACUCUCCCCUCCUUCUCCUUCGCUUUCACAAGACUUCUCCUUCGGCUCUUCCCCUGUUUUUACUUCCCCCUCCUUCUCUCUCUCUCUCUCUCUCUCUCUCUGCAACUCCUCGUUGCAGCAGCCCAAAAACAUCCCCCAUGCAUUUGGACCAUUAACAAAAAUAAUGUCUCCCUCCCACCAUCCUUUUACCAAAUGCAACAAAAUGCCACUCUCCGCACCGCCCGCAUUGCCACUCCACCUCCUCCUCUGCUUCUUCUUCCUAUCUCCGCCGUCCUCCUCCGCGCUCACCCCCGACGGCCUCUCCCUCCUCGCCCUCAAGGCCGCCGUCUCCUCCGACCCGGCUCGCUCCCUCUCCUCCUGGUCUGAGUCCGACCCUAGCCCCUGCCACUGGGCCGGCGUCGCCUGCGGCCGCGGCCGCCGGGUCGCCUCCCUCUUCCUCCCCGGCAAGAACCUCUCCGGGUACAUCCCCUCCGAGCUCGGCCUCCUCGGCUCUCUCCGGCGGCUCAACCUCGCCGGCAACAACUUCUCCCAGCCCAUCCCCUCCCGCCUCUUCAAUGCCACCUCCCUCGUCUCCCUCGACCUCUCCCGGAACUCGCUCUCCGGCCCGGUCCCGACCCAGAUCAAGAACCUCCGCAACCUCGCCCACUUGGACCUGUCCUCCAACUCGCUCGAUGGGUCGCUCCCCGAAGCGCUCGCGAAGCUCGGGAGCCUCUCCGGGACGCUGAACCUGUCGUACAACGGGUUCUCCGGCCAGGUCCCGGCGUCUUACGGCCGGUUUCCGGUGAUGGUGAGCUUGGACCUCGGGCACAACAACCUCACCGGCAAGAUACCCCAGGUGGGCUCGCUGCUGAACCAGGGCCCCACGGCGUUCGCCGGGAACCCAGGGCUCUGUGGGUUCCCGCUCUCGGCGCCGUGCCCGCAGGCGCUGGAUCCGAGUGCGUCUGCGAGGCCGGAGGACCCCGAGAGCCCGAAAUCGAACCGCAUUCACAGCUCGCUAGCGGGUGACGGUGGGAUGGCUCAGAAGAAGAGCAAUUCGCUCCUGAUACCGGUUCUUUCCGGACUCUCAGUGAUUGCGGGCGUGGUUUUCGUGUCCGUGUGGUUCGUCAGGAGGAAACAGACGAGGUUCGGGAGAGACAAGUCGGGGAAGGAGAAAGCAGCGGCGGCGGCAGUGGAGGAAACGGCGGACCUAGAAGGGCAAAAGGGUAAGUUCGUGGUCUUGGACGAGGGGUUCGAUUUGGAACUGGAGGACUUGCUGAGGGCGUCGGCUUACGUGGUGGGGAAGAGCCGGAGCGGGAUCGUGUACAAGGUGGUGGUCGGGCGGGGCGGCAGCGGCGGAGGGUCCGCGGCCGCGGCGGGGGUGGCGGUGGCGGUGAGGAGGCUGAGCGAGGGCGACGCGGCGUGGCGGCUAAAGGAGUUCGAGUCCGAGGUGGAGGCCAUCGCUCGGGUCAACCACCCGAACGUCGUCCGCCUGAGGGCUUACUACUACGCCAGCGACGAGAAGCUGCUGGUCUCCGAUUUCAUACGCAACGGGUGCCUGUACGCCGCAUUGCAUGGGGGACCAUCUAAGAGUUCGCCGCCAUUGUCGUGGGCAUUGAGACUAAAGAUUGCUCAAGGAACUGCGAGGGGCUUAGCGUACAUACACGAGCACAGUCCUCGGAAGUACGUCCAUGGGAACCUGAAAUCCACGAAAAUCCUCCUUGACGAUGAGUUUCAGCCUCACAUAUCUGGAUUCGGUCUCAAUCGUCUUAUCUCAGGGACUCCGGGAUUCACCGCCUCAUCGUCCAAGAAGCAUGGCUCUAAUAACCAAACCGUCUUAAGCUCCGCAAUGGAGCUGAAGAUGCCGGCUCCUCGGUCGCUUAACUUGGCGCCCGAGACCCGGGUAUCCAGCACCAAGGUCACCCAGAAGAGCGAUGUGUACUCCUUUGGCAUCGUCCUGAUGGAGAUCCUCACGGGGCAGGUGCCGGACGCAGGGCCCGACAACGACGGGAAGGGCCUGGAGAACCUGGUGAGGAAAGUGUUCCGGGAGGAGCGACCCUUGUCCGACAUUAUAGACCCGGACCUCCUGCACGAGGUCCACGCGAAGAAGCAAGUGGUCGCCGCGUUCCACGUCGCGCUGAAUUGCACGGAGCUCGACCCGGAGCUGCGUCCUCGGAUGAGGGUGGUCUACGAGAGCCUGGACCGCAUUAAGGUCCGGUGACGGUCUGGGGAGACCGAAAGUGAAGCCGCGGAGCCUCAAAAGCUCCUGAAGAAGCAUUUUAAUCCUUUCUGGAUGUAGGAAUCAUCAUCAUAAGUGCUCUUCUUCCUAUGGUUUGUAAAAUCUGUAGCUGGACUUUUCCUCAUGGAGGGUUUAACCUGUAGAAGAAGCGUAUUUCGAUCUUCCUAGGUUGACUUUGACCAUGAAGUGAUUUUUGUUGCGGGUCUUUUGCAGAUAUAAAUCAGCGGUAUUUUUGUUGGCUCCUGCUUUCUUCGAGCAAAGGUUGGCUAUGAAUAAUCUUUGUAUA